This is a messenger RNA of Dentiscutata erythropus, 431 nucleotides long. The record is from the annotation of a GenBank genome assembly. Lineage: Eukaryota; Fungi; Glomeromycota; Glomeromycetes; Diversisporales; Gigasporaceae.
UAUCUGAAUCCUUAAAAUUUAAAUUUGAGGCAUAUUGUCCUUUAAAUGAUACUUUAUCAUUAAAUAAUUAUAAUAAAUAUGUUUGGUCAAAUGAUAAAGAUUUUUUAAGUAGUGAUAAUGAAUAUAAAGCAGAAAUUGUAAAAACAUCAAGCCAAAUUACUUCAACAUAUACAAUUAAUUUAAAAAGAUAUAAGAAAGCUACUAUUUGUAUUAAUUCUUUUUCUAAUUCUAUAGAUAAAAUUUUAGAAGAAAUUUAUGAAUUUAAUCAGUUAUGCUCUAUUACUAUUAACAGAAAUAGAUUAAUUAGUUUCAUUAAUUAUAAAAAAAAAGAAAAUUUAUUAGAAAAUAUAGUUAAAGCUGAACAAAAUUUAAAUUAUGAUGAUGAAAUUGCAUAUAAACAUUUCAAUUUUCUUAUUAAUUAUUUAGACUAA